This is a messenger RNA of Arxiozyma heterogenica, 1626 nucleotides long. RefSeq names its product mRNA-binding protein NAB2 (gene NAB2). The record is from RefSeq and is a predicted model, not a curated record. Bases 1 to 1626 code for a protein of 541 amino acids. Gene Ontology annotation, cellular component: nucleus; cytoplasm. NCBI's taxonomy places the organism in Eukaryota, Fungi, Ascomycota, Saccharomycetes, Saccharomycetales, Saccharomycetaceae. Gene Ontology annotation, molecular function: zinc ion binding; poly(A) binding. Gene Ontology annotation, biological process: regulation of mRNA stability. The transcript has a single exon.
AUGUCACAAGAACAGUAUACAGAAAAUUUGAAGGUUAUUGUUGCUGAGCAACUAAAAGGUGUAAACAAUUUUACAGAAGAUGUUAAUUAUGUUGCAGAAUAUAUUGUACUAUUGAUUGUCAAUGGUGGUGAUGUCGAAUCGAUAGUGAAAGAAUUAUCUACGCUGUUCGAUGCUAUCCCAGUCGAGGUGUUAACUGAUAUUGUUCAAACAGACUUUUUUGCACUUGAAGCUCUACAACAAGGUGAAACAGUAGAAAGCAUUGUUUCCAAGAUUAGAGAGUUAAAUGCCAUUCAACAACAACAAGUGCAACAACAACAAGAACCAGCACAACAGCCUAUGUCACACAUUCAAUCAGAUCAACCAAAACCUGUUCAACAAGAAAUCAACCAACCUGAAACAACGACUGAACAACAACCACAAGUUGUUUCAGCUUUCUCAAAUGUUAUCUCUACAGAAAAGGCCAACGACUCUAAUGAUGUAGCUAUGGGUAAUGAUGAAAUAACUCCAACAAACUAUCAACCCCGUUUUUCCUCACGUGGCCGUGGUAGUGGUAGCGUAGGUAAAUCUCGUAGAGGUGGCCGAGGUAGUGCACCUCGUGGAAACCGUUCUUACGGUCAUAAUAACAAUACUGGCAGAUUUAAUCCAUUAGCUAAAGCCUUAGGUAUGACAUUAGGGAAUGGUCCUGACAAAAAUAAUAAACAUAACUUGAAUUUCGUUGCUACUAAAAAGGAGGGCCGUUGUAAAUUGUUUCCUCACUGUCCGUUAGGUAAAUCCUGCCCACAUGCACAUCCUACAAAAGUUUGUAAUGAGUAUCCAAAUUGUCCAAAACCACCUGGAACAUGUGAAUUCCUACAUCCAAAUGAAGAUGAAGAAUUAAUGAAAGAUAUAGAAAGAACUCGUGAAGAAUUCCAAAAAAGGAAGGCUGCUUUAUUAGCUGCUAGACAAAAGCCCGUUCAAACAGGAUUAGUCAUUUGCAAAUUUGGUAUCUUGUGUUCCAAUCCAUUGUGUCCGUUUGGUCAUCCAACUCCAGCCAAUGAAGAUGCGAAAGUUAUUGACUUGGCUUGGUGUCCAAACAAUUUAAAAUGUGAAGAUAAAGAAUGUAGAAAGGCACACUCAUCUCUUUCCAAGAUUAGACAAGUGGCGCCAAUGGGCCGUCCUGUUGGAGUUAAUGGGGUCGGCUCCACCACUACUCCUAAACCACCUAUUGAAAAGUCUUUAGAACAGUGCAAAUAUGGUCCUCGUUGCACCAACAAACGUUGUAAGUAUAGACACGCCCGUACACCAAUUAUGUGUCGUGAUGGUGCCAACUGUACUAGAAUUGAUUGUAUUUUUGGUCAUCCAAUUAAUGAAGAUUGUAGAUUUGGUGUCUCAUGCAAAAACCCAACAUGUUUAUUUAGACAUCCAGAGGGAAGAACACAACCAAUGCAAAAUCCAACUACUGAUCCAGCUGCUACUUCAUUUAUUCCACAACAACAAGUUCCAACAAAUGAAAGAUUAUUUGCACUUCCAGAAGGUGCACAUAUCGAACAAGCACCUCCACAGCAACCAGAAGUACAGCAAAUACAGCAACAAGCAUACCAGCCACCAUUUCUUUCUCAAGGCCAAGGCGAUACUGAAAUGAGUUGA